Molecule: messenger RNA, 499 nt
Organism: Mobula hypostoma (lesser devil ray)
Lineage: Eukaryota; Metazoa; Chordata; Chondrichthyes; Myliobatiformes; Myliobatidae
Product: interleukin-8-like
Exons: 4
Coding region: 1-291 (96 amino acids)
Biological process (GO): chemotaxis; immune response; defense response
Cellular component (GO): extracellular region
Molecular function (GO): chemokine activity
Source: RefSeq, a predicted model, not a curated record
AUGAACAGUGCGAUCACAGUAACCAUCCUCAUCUUCCUUCUCUGUGCCUUUUCUACCCAGGGCAUUCCAAUCCUGGGAACACAAGGGCGGUGCAAGUGCAUUAGGACUACCUCUGCUGUUAUUCAUCCAAAGCUCAUGCACAGCUUGAGAUAUAUUCCCAGCGGGCCACACUGCGAAGCAACAGAGAUCAUCAUCACUCUGAAAAAUAAGAAGAAAGUGUGCGUGGAUCCUGGUGCAAAGUGGUUGCGGGUUCUCAUAGCAGCUAGCAAAGGUGCCAGACACAGGAACUAAAAAAAAUGUGGAACUGCAAUGUUGAAGAUUCAAAUUGCUCUGGAAUUCCAGCAUCAACAUAAUCUCUUGUACACUCGGGUUCCAUUUCAGGAUUAUCUGAGGAGCAAUGAAGGAAGCUCAGCCCUGGCUAUUAUCUCUCUGAUAUCAAUGUUCAUUCCACUGUCUCCGCUUCAUUAUGUACUGUGAAUAAUUUAACCCUUUAGCAUGA